CACUUUUCCCCUUUCGCACGCAGCCCUUCCGUGCAGGAUUAUAGUUCUGUGAGAUAUAAUGUGCUAUACGUGCGGAUCCAUGCCUCCCACGUCUUGCUAAAAAUAGCCUAGGCUCAGGGUACCACGAGUCCGAACGAUGAAGUAUUUGUUUGUUUCUCCCUCCCAGCACGUGUAACGGUUAAUCUCAAGCGAACGGCAUAUUCUGCACCGAUAGCGGCACGGCCGUGAUAGACAACGGCGGGCGCCACGUUUGCAUUUAAGGGUGCGCAGCCAAUGCGCGACGGGUAUAUUGCUAUCGAUGUUCCACCACGCACGCCUCGCGCGCCAAAGUGCUUGAAUUCACAUGUGCACAGCAGGCGCCAGCAAUCUAUCAUGUGGAGAUUGGCGCCGGUAGCGGACCGUCUCGCGAGGCUACACAGACGUGGAGCACAUGGCGAAAGUCAGCCUGGACCGCGCGCGGCUCGGAGCGCACCGCUCCAAGGUUCCUGCGGGCUGGAGAUGGUGUGUAUUUCGCGAAGCCCUGCAAGGCUGCCGCGUGUAACCUCGGGCCUAAGGCAUAUUUUCCGAUUGCGAAGGCGCGUGGUCGUGCCACAGCUUCCACGAAGCGAGUGUGCUACAGCUGUGACGGCGAGAAGGUUCAAAGGGUGUUGGGCGGUGGGAAUUCACCAUUCCGUAAAGGGAUAGUAGACUCCAGUGGCUGUUCUUUUGUAGCAUUUCAAGGCCAGCAAUGAGGCGUGACCCAGCGUGACCCAGUGUGGCUGUUUCUGGAGGGGGGACAACAUUCGCGGGG
This is a messenger RNA of Paraphaeosphaeria sporulosa, 790 nucleotides long. RefSeq lists its product as uncharacterized. The record is from RefSeq and is a predicted model, not a curated record. The transcript has a single exon. Bases 274 to 684 code for a protein of 136 amino acids. Lineage: Eukaryota; Fungi; Ascomycota; Dothideomycetes; Pleosporales; Didymosphaeriaceae.